This is a messenger RNA of Penaeus chinensis, 675 nucleotides long. RefSeq names its product programmed cell death protein 7-like. The coding region runs from base 1 to 675 and encodes 224 amino acids. Lineage: Eukaryota; Metazoa; Arthropoda; Malacostraca; Decapoda; Penaeidae. The transcript has 4 exons. The record is from RefSeq and is a predicted model, not a curated record.
AUGCUUUCCACGGCCAACCUGAAGCCAGCGCUGAUAAUUACAGAGAAGCAGAUCCUGCCGCCGGAUGCCCCACACGGCUAUGUAAACCGGAAAGGGAAGAAGCAGGCGAGACUCGGAGACUCGGAUGCCAUUCCUUGCGGGCGCCCGAUCCGCCCCUCUGCGUUGCCGCCGGACCACACACUUGCGCUCGCUUAUGCUAAGGCCGGCCCGAAAGUCCCUAUAAGGCGACCAAGACGCCGCCUGCAGCCCCGUGCAGCCAGCACCGCCACAUGUUCGCCCGAGAGAGCAGGAGAGCUCGGACGACUCCGCCCGCCGCCCCGCAUGCCACCGCGCCACCCGCCGCCGCGUAGCUCGCCACGCCCUCCCACCCGCGCCAGCCCACGCCCGCCGUCCACGCACGCGGGGGCCUCAAGCACGCCAUCUGUUUCGUCCGGGGCACUCCGGCGCGAGACCGGCGCCUCAGGAGGGUCCUGUCGAGCUCACGGCUGCGGGCGCCGCCCAAUCACACCCGCCUUUCGGCCGCUGCCGCAAUUCUGCCCUCGCGCCCGCGUCGCCGCCCGAAUCACGCCCCAAUGGCCGCCAUCUUGCUCCGUUUCUCUCUUUGGGCUUCGCAAGCAAACGCCCAGCCUCGUCCAGGGCUGGGGUCAGGGUCAAGGUUACCACUUUUUGUUAUGA